Molecule: messenger RNA, 3543 nt
Organism: Bombus huntii
Lineage: Eukaryota; Metazoa; Arthropoda; Insecta; Hymenoptera; Apidae
Exons: 4
Coding region: 1245-1838 (197 amino acids)
Source: RefSeq, a predicted model, not a curated record
UAUAUGGCAAAAUGCAACUAUGAAUUGCAUUUUCAUGAGGGAGUUCAAUGCAAGUCGCUAAACAUGUUUUGCUUCAAUAAUUAUGUGAAAAGAAUUUCGCAAUCUGAAUAAGUUUAUCAAAACAAUUUGGUAUGAUGUAAUUUGUGGGAGAAAACAUGUUUGUUAUUUUUUUUAUAUAAUUUGAGUUUUGUAGUUUAUUUUGAAGAUAGACAUUUGUACACUACUUACAUAAAGUAACAAUCUGAGAUAUAUUAUUUUAUUAUACAAAACAUUUAAUAUUACGGUUUUACAAAACCACAUGUUAGAACUAGUUUUCGCUAAUGUAAAAAGGUAUCUUGAAAAUUCUUUUCAAAUUAUAUUCGAAAAUUGACACAUGUUCAUGAUUGAGAAUGAGCUAUGAGACUGACAUCUUUGCUCCAUCCGAUAAAAGUAGCUUACAGUUAUAUGUCGCAAUCGAUAAGGUAGGUAAGUGGGAAUAAACAUAAAAACAAAUAAAUUACGCGAUGACGGAAAAAGACGAGAUUUAUAAAAUAAUUCCAUUACAGGGAUUGACUAACUUGCGUAAUGCAACUAAUGAGUAAACAAAAUAAUUAUAAUCUUUUCACUGUCGUAUCUUAUUUGAUCGAUGACUCAAAUGAUCCUGAAUGUAGACAACCAGAUGCAUUUCUUGUAUCAGUAUCACGAUUGAGUUGUUAAUAUCUCGAAAGAAAUAAAAAAAUGUUAUUUUAUUGACCUUUAUAUAAGGAGAAUUAAUCUACUAUUUUGUAAGAUAGAUAAGCUUACCAAUAUAGUAUUCAAACAGUAUCUUUAUCUUUAAAUACAAAUAUACGAAUAUCAACGUAUGAUUAAAGAUUUUAAAAAAUAGAAGAUUGUAAAUAAAUUUUGAAUUAGAAGAAUACAUAAAUUUCCCCUAAUAUCGUGAACUAAUUAAUUAAAAAUUAAUUAAAGAAAUUUUUACUGAAUCGAAGAAAUUGAUUUAAAAGAUUUUAGAAAUAAAUCUGCUCUAAUUUUAGUGUACUAUGAUAUUUGUAACAACGAUGACUUAUAUAUGACAUUGGAAGGUUUAUCAACCUCAGUAGUAUAAAAAGAACUGAAAUAAAAAUAUAGAUGUAUAUCAGGGUGAAAGUAUUAGGGGAUUCAGUGUUAAAGUGGAAGUCAGCCAAGGGCAGGUAAUAGUAGAGAUUGCUUUCUGAUGUGUGAACUUGAAUUCUCUGUCAGUUCACGGACGUUCAUCUGGCAACGUCAUGCAGGUACCGCUACAUGUCGUGCUGCUUCUUAUAUUCACUUUAAGAGGACAAUUCGCGGAGGAAAUUUGGGAGCAAGAUUUGUCCAUGGACAUGCAAAUUGGGGCUUCCACAAAAGGAUAUGAUCUGGUCGCCUUACGCUGUGGGGCAGAAAGAAUGGUAGUGGGUCUGCAAACAUCGGAGAAUUUUUCAGGUGUGAUAUACACACGAGGUAGUUUCUAUUCCAGACAACCAUCGUGUUUCUUGAAUCCUGAUCAUGGUGGAAACUUCACUAUGACUAUUCCCUUCGACCAGUGUGACACAGAAAAUGUUGAUAACAAAUAUCGGAACACCUUGGUUCUUCAGCAUGACGAUGAGCUAAUUACUCCUGGUGACGCUGCUUUUAUCUUGGAGUGUGACUUUUCCAAGCCCAGAGAUCUCAUAGUGUCAGCAGAAUUGCCUGGAACUGAUAAAAAAGAGGUAAGAUCGAGUAUAUCUCUAGUGGACGCCGAUCCAGGAAGAGAUAAAACGAAGAGGUCUGGGUACGUGGAGAGCGACACCAACGAAGUUGUCUUUGUGCCUAACUCGGUCAUCAAGAUUAACGACGAGUUAUAGAUCAUUGUCUAAUACAUUUUGUAAUAAAGCUUACUUCUAUUUUUAAAUUUUGCUUCAAACUACCUAAUAUAAUUAUAAUAUAAAUAUUUAAUAUAAAUAAAUAUAAUCUAUUAUAAAUAUUUCAAUUUAACUUAAUACUCUCUAAAUAAUCCCAUAGAUAACCAACAAUCUUUGCCAAUCUUUUAGAUUAGAAACUUGUUUAUUCCUUUUUUAAAAAUAUCCUGUUAUGAUAAAUACUUCAAGCUCAGCCUGCAGAAAAAUUCUAUUACAUCCUAUUCUUUAUGUUCAAUUUUCCAUGAAACCUUCAACUAACUUUGAGAGUGAUGAAACUGAUCAAUGAAUCUGAUUAUUAAUUAACUAUCAAUAAUAAAAUUCCACUGUGAUUUACGCAAUGAAAUUUUUUCGCGGCGACAACAACAGGAUGUCCAUGAAUGACGUUAGCUCGUUGCACAUGCCAUACGAUAGUCUGAUAACCUUAGAACAAAUUAGAAAUUACUAUAUUCUCUCGCUUACAUAAUGCACUAAAUAGUUAAAAUAGUAGGUCACGCAUGAAAACCAGAAGAGAAUGACAUGAUAAAUCACAUUUUUGUUGUAUCACGGCUGUAGAUCUUUUUAUUCCUUCUGUUUUUAAAAUUAAUAUGCAUUUCUACCAUUCUCUUUUAUUUGUAUCUUUAAUUUUGAUUUAAAAGAUUAAUUAGAUUUUUUAUAUAAUAAAUUGCUUCCAUCUCAACUUUAACCAUCAAGUAACAUAAGACCUAGGAGAUCAAGAUAAAUUUGGAAAUUUUCUCACCCCCACAUCUAAAAGAAUUUUCCAAUAAUUAUAUUCAACAAUCAUUUUGACAAAUUUUUAUGUGAAUCAUUAGUAGUCUAAAAUAAGACCUCUUUUAAAUUUUGUAAUCAUAACAUAAUUAUCAAAGAUCAAUUUUUCUGAACUUGCACUGAGAUUAAAAUUUGCCACUGAAUAAGUCAAUAAAAGGUCAGUCGAUAAUUGGUUACCAGAUAAAACGUUGUUGGUCGAUAAAACGUUACCAGAUAAAAAAGUCAGAGGACCAAAAUGAAUACACAGGAUAUUGACACUCUUACAACAGGAGCUAACAAUUUUCCACUUUUGGCUACGAAAUGUUCAUAUCUCAUACAGAAUAUUUCAAAAGUGUCACAACUCAAAAUAAUUCAAUUCUGUAUUAGAAGAAUAUUAGAAGAUCAUUGUUUUCUAUAUUCUAUUCUUUUUGUUAACUUAUGCGUUUAAUAAGGAUAAUAUUUGUUUUAAACUUCCAAAUAGUCUUUUAUUUUUCCUGAAAAACUUGUUUCAGUUGUGACAUUUUUGAAAUACAUGUAUGAUACAUGUAUUACAGAAACGAUUAGGUGUUAAUGAAUGAACAGAGUAACGUUAGACAAUUGCUACAACUGGACAUUGGCGAUUUCGAUGCUUUAUAUGAAUGAGGGACUCGUUCUUAUUAAUCGAACGAUUAACUGUAUUUGAUAUAUUCAUGCCAGCUUGAUGGCUAUCUUAAUGAGGCCAAUAUUUGAACCAUAGCUAUUUCAUGAAUUUACGUAUGUUAAUCGCACACAUCUCUCCCCACUAUCGUUGAUCAGCUCGUUUAUAUACAUAUAUAACAGGCCCAUCGUUCCAGACUGUCUUCUGCCAAUUGACGAAUCCGGAGAUCCAUAUUUUACUUAUUUAUUUAAUAUUUCAUAUUCCUAACAA